Erythranthe guttata (spotted monkey flower) is the source of this 1132-nucleotide messenger RNA. RefSeq lists its product as uncharacterized. NCBI's taxonomy places the organism in Eukaryota, Viridiplantae, Streptophyta, Magnoliopsida, Lamiales, Phrymaceae. The record is from RefSeq and is a predicted model, not a curated record.
UAUAUUAUAAUUCAAUUUAUUUAGUUAAAGAAAUUAUGAGAUUGUGACUUAACGACCCCAUCAAUUAUUGAGUGCACAAAAAAAAUAAUAAAAUAAAUUAAAAUAGAAGUUUCCAUGUAACUAAAGAUGUACUACGAGUGAUGCACAAGGUACAACUCAUCUAUGCACCCGGUGGUCUUUAAAUAGCCACCCCCAUAAUUCCUUAACUCCAUCAAAAAAUUAAAAACAAAUCUUCUUUCAAUACAACAAACAAAAAUUCCCCCUACCAAAUCAACAUUUCAAGAAAUCUAGAGAGAGAGAGAAAUCUAGAGAGAGAGAGAGAAAAUGGAGCAAAAUAAAAUGCCGAUAAUAGCGAAGAAAUUCUGGAAAAUAGUGAGAGUGGUUUAUUACAUGUUGAGAAAAGGUAUAUCAAAGGCCAAGCUCUUGGCCGAUCUCAACAUCAUGAUGAAAAGGGGCAAGCUCGCCGGAAAAUCGGCCGUUCACAACCUCGUAUUCCACCACCACCACCACUCCGCCGCAUCCGCCGCCGCCGCCGAACCAGAGGUCUCCUACCCGGUCCCGCUCAACGAGUACGAGUUCAGCUGCAGCAAAACCCCUACUUUCCGCCUCCCAUUCCACCUCAACAAGCGCAAACACUCCUCUCACUCUCACUCGCCGCAGCCGCAGCCGAGCGAUGCUGAUCUGUUCGCCGCCGCGAUGGAGAUCGUCGGUGGAGAAGCGUCGCCGGCGCUUCCUGGGUUUGGGCGAACGCCGGUGGUGAGGCAGCUGAGGAUAACAGAUUCGCCGUUCCCGUUGAAGGAGUUUGAAGCGGAUAGCCACGUGGAUGAGGCGGCGGAGAAGUUCAUUAUCAAGUUUUAUAAGGAUUUGAAGCAGCAGAAUUAAUUUAAUUAAUUAUUGAAAUUUUCUUCACUUCCAAUGUUUGUAGUUAUAAUUUUGUAAUUUUAUCGAAAUUAUAUCUAUUAAAAAAAAUAUCAUAAAAGUAUUAGUAUAGAGGAAAAAAAGAACAAUGAUAAAUGGUUGUUGUUUGUAAUGAUCAAGAAAAAGUUUUUAUACGAAUAUAUAUCUUUCAUUAAUUAGUUUGUUAUAAUUUUGUAUUUAUCUUAGUGAUUAUAUUUUUCACAUAUUUCAAUUU